CAUGUCUCACACCAAUUUACUGGUCCAGCCUACCAAGAGGCCAGAAGGCAGAACUUAUGCUGACUGUAAAUCUGUGAAUGAAUGCAUGGAAGGUGUUUGUAAAAUGUACAAAGAACAUCUGAAGAGAAUGAACCCCAAUAGCCCCUCUAUCACAUAUGAUAUCUGUCAGUUGUUUGAUUUUAUCGAUGAUCUGGCAGACCUCAGCUGCCUUGUUUACCGAGCUGAUACUCAGACAUACCAGCCUUACAACAAAGACUGGAUUAAAGAGAAGAUCUGCGUGCUUCUUCGUCAGCAGGCCCAGCAGGCCAGGAAAUAAUUGAGAUGGAAGCAUUAGGGGGAUGGGAGUAGGCUUGGAAUACAGGUGUGUACAGCAAACUCUAGUAGAUGUUUUGUAUUCUAAUAAUCUUGUUUCCAUUGGUACAGUCUAGCCAGGGUUGAAUGUAUUGAAU
Molecule: messenger RNA, 449 nt
Organism: Sorex araneus (European shrew)
Lineage: Eukaryota; Metazoa; Chordata; Mammalia; Eulipotyphla; Soricidae
Product: enhancer of rudimentary homolog
Exons: 1
Coding region: 2-316 (104 amino acids)
Source: RefSeq, a predicted model, not a curated record